Molecule: messenger RNA, 1089 nt
Organism: Penicillium paradoxum
Lineage: Eukaryota; Fungi; Ascomycota; Eurotiomycetes; Eurotiales; Aspergillaceae
Exons: 2
Coding region: 1-1089 (362 amino acids)
Cellular component (GO): membrane
Molecular function (GO): palmitoyl-(protein) hydrolase activity
Source: RefSeq, a predicted model, not a curated record
AUGACGGACGCUAUUCCGACCGUCGCGAUACCGCCUCUUAUGUUCAUUGGGCUCCUACUCGGCCUGUGGACCUGGAAAUGCUUCUGGAUCAUCGUCAUGCAGAACAAGCUUCUCUACCUAUCAUGGCUGCCUCCAUUCACACGAUCUGAGGCCAUUUCAGAUUAUGAAGCUGAGUGCCGGCCAGUGCGGUGGGAGGAAAAACAGAUCCGUAGUCUGGAUGGGACUAAACUGGCUCUCUGUGAAGGCCAUAUUCCCAUUCAUCACAAGGAUAAGAAAUCCUUAUCGAACUCUGAUGCUCGCAAACCAAAUGAUCAAGGGAAAAUGCCCGCGAAACGGAAAAAGUCAACUUCAUCUGCUGCAACUGACUCUGACGUCACUAAAUAUACUGUCGCGGCUCUAUCAUACCGUGGCUAUUGGACAUCUUCUGGUCGCGCCACACAAUCUGGCAUUGAAAAGGAUGCUCAGGCGUUGUUGGCUUGGGUGUCAGAAACCUAUGCGACACCAGAAACCGAUCUUGAGAUUGUGAUAUGGGGGCACAGCCUGGGUGCGGCUGUAGCAAGCUCAGCAGUAGCUACUUAUCUUCCCCGCCAGCAUCAGAGGCAAAUGUCCUCUGACACAAGUAGUGAGAAGCCUCUGGCACCCAUUUCCAAACUCAUUCUGGAAGCACCAACGUCCAGCAUUAAAGAUAUGCUCAUCAGCCUGUAUCCUCAAAAAUGGCUUCCAUAUAGAUAUCUCUGGCCCUUCUCUUGGAAUACCUGGGAUAUCAAAUCAAGCAUGCGACAAAUGGCCACAUGGAUGAACCAGGCCAGCUCACAGUCGCCCAACGCUGAAGCCACCGGGUCAAUACCUCGCUCGCUUCCCCCGAUAUUUCUUCUCUCUGCCGAAAAGGAUGAAGUCAUCCCAUCAUACGUACCUGAGCAAUUGCACAAGCAUGCGGACUCUCUAGGCUUAGAGAUCGAGACGAAGAACGUCCUCGGCGCCAUGCACAUAGAGGCACCUCUUAAAUUGGAUGGCAGAAAAGCGAUGGUGGAGUUCAUCCUCAAAGGCACAACCAUGCCCAAAACACAAUACCCCCGAAAUAACAGAUAG